Molecule: messenger RNA, 1521 nt
Organism: Triticum dicoccoides
Lineage: Eukaryota; Viridiplantae; Streptophyta; Magnoliopsida; Poales; Poaceae
Exons: 3
Coding region: 182-808 (208 amino acids)
Source: RefSeq, a predicted model, not a curated record
CUAGCCUUUUGUCCCUGGCCAGAAGAAGUGAAGCGGUCAUCUCCGUCCUUCCCGUACACCCAGGAUUAGCUGAGACAGCGCCGUAUCACCACGCACGCCCCUGAUCUGGACGGCACAGCCGAGUCCGUGGCGGCGUGGUCCUUCUCCCCAGGUCACUGGAUCCAGCCGAGAUUCAUCCUGGAUGCAUCGUCCAGCCGCUGCCCUCGAUGCCUCCGCUGCGUCUCUCUCCGUGGCCCAGCCGCUGCCCUCGAGUCACCGUCCGACAGCCUCGACACCUACCGGCAGUCGGACGGGCGCGCAGCCGCACCUGUUAACAUCCAAUUUCACAAGAAGGUGCUCUUGCAGGGGACUUUCUGGACUGGCGCUAUGCCGCUCUAACCUUCUCUCCUCCUCUGUUCCAACUCCCCUCCUCCUCGUUCCCCCAAUCUUUCCCUCGCCCUCUGAUCUCUCUCUAAUCCCUUGUCACAUCUUCUCUCUUGUGGAUCCUUUCUUAUCAGCUGUCCUGCUUUGGCCCUCCCGGUCACUUGUGGUUCUGGACGGGCGGGUUUCUAGCAUAAAAAGAGAGCUUGCUCGUCCGGAUGCGGACGAGCCUGGGGAAAAGAGUGUUAAUCAGGUCACUCAGCUCUCUUCUCGAGCGAUUGCGCCAGAUCCUGGGAUUGAGCUCACCAUGCAAGCGCUGUCCAUCAGCGAACCGGCGAUUGUUUAUAUUCAGGCUGAACAGAGGCUUGAGGAGGGUCAGGAUGCAGAUUUCAAUUUUCUCAUGAAGCUUGCUUCUACAAGAGGUCCAAUCAGAGUUCUUUCGGUUUAGGCUGUGCAGCACUCUAUGGCUAGAGCAUGGAUGCUGUUAUGUUUGUGAUUACUCCUCAGCCUUGGAGCAUGGGUUCGGAUAAUUCAAAGGUAUAUUCAAGCAGAAAGUCAAAGUGGUGCCUUUAUGGGUACAGUGCUGCUGCCAGUCACAGUUAAUCUAGAGACAGCCGCUGUUUGAAGCGACAACACGGGAGUAGCACAAGUUGAAACAUUGCAGGCUCUAGGACAGCAGAGCGGUGCUAUUUCGGACCCGGUGCAGAUGGGCGGUGCUAAACAAUCUGGGCCAUUUUCUUAGGAGUUGCUGGGCCCUCUGUGAAUAUAUUGAAGCAGUGAUUUAGGCCAGAUUUGGAAUAAGAGGGAUACCUAGUCCCAUCGAAGAAUACGCUUCUGGCAGCCUUCAUCUUGAAACAUGUAAAAGAGAGUAGCAAGAGCAGCAUCAAGGAACACCGCAUAGCAUAAUUCUACCCGGCGAUCCUCUCCUCAUCGCCCUGUGGAAAAGCGAUCACCGGGUUGUAUCCGGAAAUUGUAAGAGGUGUGUUUUAUUAAGUAUCCAGCUCUAGUUGUCAUAAGGUCAAAGUACAACUCUGGGUCGUCCGUUUACCGAGGAACACGACUAUUGAAAUAGAUAAACUUUCCUGCAGGGGUGCACCACAUUACCCAACACGCUCGAUCCCUCUGGCCGGAUACACUUUCCUGGGUCAUGCCUGGCCUCGG